AUGAGUGUGGAUUUGGCUUAUCCCCAAAGCCUGCCCUGCUCCGAAUCAUCAAAAUCUAGGGAGCCUUCACCAGUGCCUGAGACUUAUACGCCUGAAGAAAACUCUGCAUCCUUGCAAAUGUCAUCUGCUGAGACGCUCCACACGGAGACUGCUUAUUCAGAACAGCCUGAUUCUCCCACCAGUCCCAGCAGUCCCAGUGCAACACUACCCACCUCUGUAGAGAACGGGACAGGGGAGGAGGAGAAAGCCCAGGUCAAGAAUCAGAAGAUCCGAACCGUCUGCUCACAGCCCCAGCUCUGUGGACUCAAUGAGAGAUUUCAAAGACAGAAAUAUCUCAGCCUCCAGCAGAGGCAAGAACUUUCCAACAUCCCGGACCUUAGCUACAAACAGAUUAAGACCUGGUUCCAGAACCAGAGAACGAAAUGUAGGAGGUGGCAGAAAUACAACUGGCCAAAGAAGAGCCACCGUGUGACCCCGAUGAGCUCAGCAACUACAGACUACCCGGGCCUCUCCUCCUGCCACCGGGGAUGCCUGGUGAACGCUUCUGGAAACCUUUUCGUGUGGAGCAACCAUUCCUGGACCAGCCCAUCUUGGAACUACCCUGCCUGGAACGGUCAGACCUGGUGUCCCCAGGCCUGGAACAACCAAUUCCUUAGUUAUGGAGAGGAAGCCCUGCAGCCCCAGAUCCAGUUCCGGCAAAAUCCUGUCAGUGAUUUGGAGGCCUCUUUGGAAAUUGCUGGGGAAACCUAUGAUGCAAUACUACAAGCCCCUAAAUAUUAUGGUGCCCAGCAAUCCGCGGGUUCAUUCCCAGAUUAUUCCAUGAGCAGCAUAUCGCCGUCCACGAACAUAUAG
Myotis brandtii (Brandt's bat) is the source of this 852-nucleotide messenger RNA. RefSeq names its product homeobox protein NANOG. NCBI's taxonomy places the organism in Eukaryota, Metazoa, Chordata, Mammalia, Chiroptera, Vespertilionidae. Bases 1 to 852 code for a protein of 283 amino acids. The transcript has a single exon. The record is from RefSeq and is a predicted model, not a curated record. Gene Ontology annotation, biological process: regulation of transcription by RNA polymerase II. Gene Ontology annotation, molecular function: DNA-binding transcription factor activity, RNA polymerase II-specific; RNA polymerase II cis-regulatory region sequence-specific DNA binding.